UCUUGUUUAGAAUCCAGGAUGACAUUAGAAGCGUCUAUACAGACUAGAGCAUCCUACAGAAGAACUGUCCUAGAGCACCGGUAUCCCAGUGCAGCCAAGUGAGAGCACCCCCCCCCCCCUCUCUCUCUCCAAUGUCUUGCCGUAGAAAAGGAGGACUGUACCACUUCAUCCCUGUGGGGAGCAUGGAAGAAGUAUAAAUCAGGUGGUACUAGCCUGCAGAGACUGCAUGCAGUAUGAUCAUUGAGAGUUGAGGAAGAGCUAGAGGAAGGAGGCAGCUUGUCACAGCUGAUAGGAUGGCCAGACCUAAGAUGAAGAAUUCUCCUUCCGAAAUCAGCACCAGCUCCAAAAUCGUUCCACCAAUUACAAGAGAGGAUCUGAACGGCGUCAGCCCCCUGCUACCGGCCCGAAUUAUGGGCUCCUUGACAAGCGAUGCUGGCCAAAGGGCUCAUUCUGAAGAGUUCAGUCUGGAUCGAUCCUACUCACAGGUACAAGUGGAAUUCUAUGUCAAUGAGAAUACCUUCAAAGAGAGACUGAAACUUUUCUUCAUCAAAAACCAAAGAUCAAGCCUUAGAAUCCGUCUUUUCAACUUUUCCCUCAAACUCCUGUCCUGUCUUCUGUACAUUGUGCGAGUAUUACUGGAUGACCCAACGCAAGGGAUCGGCUGUUGGAGUUGUGACAAGCAGAACUAUACAACCAAAGGGUAUCCAAAUGGCAUCAACUGGGAUCCAAUAAUUUGGGUGGACCGCCAACCGCCACUCUGGGCCAUCCAAGUCACUGUGGCUAUCAUCAGUUUCCUGGAGACAAUGCUUCUAAUCUAUCUCAGCUAUAAGGGGAAUAUAUGGGAACAGAUCUUCCGAAUAUCUUUCAUUCUGGAAAUGAUAAACACCUUCCCUUUCAUCAUUACGAUAUUUUGGCCUCCUCUGCGGAAUUUGUUUAUUCCAGUAUUCCUGAACUGCUGGCUAGCAAAAUGCGUUUUGGAGAAUAUGAUUAAUGACCUCCACCGUGCUAUUCAGAGGACGCAGUCGGCCAUGUUCAAUCAGGUGAUCAUUCUGAUCUGCACUCUUCUGUGCCUUGUCUUCACAGGGAUGUGCGGCAUUCAGCAUUUGGAAAGAGCUGGGGAAAAUCUUUCACUCUUCAAGUCAUUUUAUUUCUGCAUUGUUACCUUUUCGACUGUGGGCUAUGGAGAUGUCACUCCUAAGAUAUGGCCAUCUCAGCUCCUGGUGGUAAUCAUGAUCUGUGUGGCACUCGUGGUGUUACCACUCCAGUUUGAGGAGUUAGUCUAUCUUUGGAUGGAGCGCCAAAAAUCGGGGGGGAACUACAGCCGUCACAGAGCGCAGACUGAGAAACACGUAGUCCUCUGUGUCAGCUCCCUGAAGAUUGACCUUCUGAUGGACUUUCUGAAUGAGUUCUAUGCUCACCCACGGCUUCAGGAUUAUUAUGUUGUUAUUCUCUGCCCAACGGAGAUGGAUCUUCAGGUUCGGCGAGUACUCCAGAUACCAUUGUGGUCUCAGCGUGUUAUCUACCUUCAAGGGUCGGCACUAAAAGAUCAGGACCUCAUGAGGGCAAAGAUGGAUGACGCAGAAGCCUGUUUCAUUCUGAGUAGCCGGAACGAAGUGGACCGUACUGCCGCUGACCAUCAGACCAUCUUGAGAGCCUGGGCCGUGAAAGAUUUCGCUCCUAACUGUCCUCUGUAUGUCCAGAUUUUGAAGCCUGAGAACAAAUUUCAUGUCAAGUUUGCAGAUCAUGUGGUAUGUGAGGAGGAGUUUAAAUAUGCCAUGCUGGCACUGAACUGUGUGUGUCCUGCUACCUCAACUCUCAUCACGCUACUUGUUCACACCUCCAGGGGGCAGGAAGGGCAGCAGUCCCCAGAGCAGUGGCAAAGGAUGUACGGGAGAUGUUCCGGGAAUGAGGUCUAUCACAUACGCAUGGGAGACAGCAAGUUCUUUAUGGAGUACGCAGGAAAGAGUUUCACCUACGCUGCUUUCCACGCUCACAAGAAGUAUGGCGUCUGCCUGAUAGGUGUGAGGAGAGAGGAAAAUAAGAGUAUUCUGCUGAACCCUGGACCUCGGCACAUCAUGGCCAGCUCUGACACCUGUUUCUACAUCAACAUCACCAAAGAGGAGAACUCAGCCUUCAUCUUCAAACAGGAAGAGAAGCAAAAGAAGAAGGGGAGAGGAAUCUAUGGGGAACCUUCUCGACUUCCUGUUCACAGCAUCAUUGCCAGCAUGGGCACAGUCGCAAUGGAUCUUCAGAACACAGACUGCCGUCCUGCAAACAGCAGCAAGCUCACAUUGCCAUCAGAAAAUGGUUCCGGUACCAGAAGACCCAGCAUUGCACCGGUUCUGGAAAUUGCAGACAGCUCUACAGUGUUACCUUGUGACAUGCUUAGUGACCAAUCGGAGGAUGAGUUGACCCAGUCAGAUGAUGAGGGUCUCCCAGUUUUGGAUUAUGUGAAAGGAUACCCACCAAAUUCACCGUAUAUUGGGAGCUCGCCAACUCUAUGCCACCUUCUGCCAUCAAAAGCUGCGUUUUGCUGCCUGCGAUUGGACAAGGGCUGCAAACAUAACAGCUUUGAAGAUGCCAAGGCCUACGGCUUCAAGAACAAACUGAUUAUCGUGUCUGCAGAGACCGCGGGGAACGGGCUGUAUAAUUUCAUCGUUCCCCUGAGGGCGUACUACAGAUCGCGCAAAGAGCUCAAUCCGAUCGUCCUCCUCCUGGACAAUCCGCCAGACAAUCACUUCCUAGAAGCAAUUUCCUGUUUCCCGAUGGUCUACUACAUGGUCGGCACCAUAGAUAAUCUGGAUAAUUUGCUGCAGUGUGGAAUCAUCUACGCAGACAAUUUGGUGGUGGUUGACAAGGAGAGCACCAUGAGUGCAGAGGAGGAUUAUAUGGCGGACGCCAAGACGAUCGUGAACGUGCAGACUAUGUUCAGGCUGUUCCCCAGUCUCAGCAUCACCACUGAACUAACACAUCCGUCAAACAUGCGCUUUAUGCAAUUCCGGGCAAAAGAUUGCUAUUCGCUUGCGCUUUCCAAGUUGGAAAAAAAAGAACGAGAAAAUGGAUCCAAUCUGGCAUUCAUGUUUCGCCUUCCAUUUGCUGCUGGACGAGUGUUUAGUAUUAGCAUGCUGGAUACAUUGUUAUAUCAGUCUUUUGUAAAGGAUUAUAUGAUCACCAUCACCAGACUGCUCCUUGGGUUGGACACCACGCCAGGCUCGGGCUAUUUGUGUGCGAUGAAAAUCACGGAGGAAGAUCUGUGGAUCAGAACGUAUGGUCGGUUGUUUCAGAAACUUUGCUCAUCCAGUGCGGAAAUCCCGAUUGGCAUUUAUAGGACUCAGUCACACAUGUUUUCCACAUCUGAGCCACAUGAUAUCAGAACACAGUCUCAAAUCUCAAUCAAUGUGGAAGAAUGUGAAGACACGAAAGACACAAAGGAGCACUGGACGGGUAAGCCCAGCCACAGGAACUCAACGUCCAGCGACCAAUCUGAGCACCCGCUGCUACGCAGGAAGAGCAUGCAGUGGGCACGGAGGCUUAGCAGGAAAGGGAACAAGCAGACAACUAAGACCGCGGAGUGGAUAAGCCAACAGAGACUAAACUUGUACAGGAGAUCGGAGCGUCAGGAACUCUCUGAGUUGGUGAAAAACCGUAUGAAGCACCUGGGCCUCCCAACGACGGGGUAUGAGGAUGUAGCAAAUUUAACUGCCAGUGAUGUGAUGAAUCGGGUAAACCUUGGAUAUUUGCAAGAUGAGAUGAACGAUCAUCAGAAUACCCUAUCGUAUGUCCUUAUCAACCCUCCACCAGACACCCGGCUGGAGCUCAAUGAUAUUGUAUAUCUUAUCCGGUCUGAUCCUUUAGCCCACGUUGCCAACGACACGCACAGCAGGAAGAGCAGCAACAGCUACAGAACGGAGCAGGUGGCAAAUCCAGAGACACGGGACGAGACGCAGCUAUGAGAACAAAUACAACUCGCGGACACUGUGCCUAAUAACACAAAGACAGACCUCUUUAUUUUGUAUUUCUGAAGAGCCAGAUUCAAACCGUGAGUUCCACGUUCAGUACAUGGAGACAAGGAGCAUCCAUGCAAAAGACAAUACCAGAUUCUGAACUCUCCUUGAACUCUUCACUGCCGGUAGGAGACACGAGAAACCUAAAAACAGCACAGAAUUGAGAGAUUUUGGUAAAAGAAUACUUUUUUUAGUCACCACUCCAGCCAACAGCUGAGUUUUGCCACUGUGUUAGGAAAGAACUUAUUUUUUGUCAACGGAGAAUAGUUUUGUUGCAUUAGAUAUCAUAUAUCAACAAUGGGCCAAAGGAGGUUAAUCAAAACCAACAAAUUUUGACCAUUUCUGAAACUAUCAUCAUCUCCUGGGCAAUGCCAUCCAAAUGUGAUAUUUCAGUUUUGGGGUCAACUUUGAACUUGCCCGCAGCAUUGCGAAACAGAAAUGUUAACGUUGAAAUAAUAUGGCUCUUUUUGGCUUAAAACUGAACCAUAUGUUACUGAUGUCAACGUUUUUGAUAAAACUAAUUCUCCUUUCACUUAUACCUAAAGUGUUUAAAGUACAAGUAUACUUUUAACAAAACUUUUGACCACCCACACCCCUUUUCCCCACAGCAAACUGCACUAACCCUCCCACCCUCUGCUCCCCAUUGACUUGAAUGGGCAUAUGGAGACUUGGUAUACAGCCCCAUUCAGGUCUCAAGAGAAAGUUUAGUUAAAGUAUAGGUGUCCUUUAAAAGUAUUAUUGUGUUGAUAUAAUAAAUAUGUUGCCAUAUCUAUAUCACAAGCUACAAUGUGUAGUUAAAAUAUGCUACAAUGAAAACAUAAAAGUUUUUUAUGAAAAA
Molecule: messenger RNA, 4842 nt
Organism: Rana temporaria (common frog)
Lineage: Eukaryota; Metazoa; Chordata; Amphibia; Anura; Ranidae
Gene: KCNT1
Product: potassium sodium-activated channel subfamily T member 1
Exons: 32
Coding region: 294-3953 (1219 amino acids)
Biological process (GO): potassium ion transport
Cellular component (GO): membrane
Molecular function (GO): intracellular sodium-activated potassium channel activity
Source: RefSeq, a predicted model, not a curated record